UGUCCCUGGUGUCACUGGGGUCUUUUCCAUGGACCUCUGCUGUUUCCCAUCUCAAACAGCCCCCUGUCCCCUCCUCUAAGGCCAUUUGCAACAUCAGCCUUAAUGAAGCUCCAGUGGAUAACUGUCCUAGGCUCUCGGCUCCCAUCCCCCUUCGGACGGGCCACCAUGGCUAAUUAAUUCCCUUCCCCUUGCCGGUCAAUAGCUGCUCUUGAGCUGUGUAAUCGUAUUGCUGUCCGUGCUGCCUUGAUUUAAUUUCCCCCCAGGACAGCGCGUGGCACCGCGUCCCAGGACCAGUGUUUUGUGUCUGCCCUGGCCCCUCAGUCUGCCAUCACACCUUGUAUUUAAAUAGCAAAGCCCCCCGGAUUUGUCUGGUGAUGCCCCCGGGUGUUCUGUUCCCCUGGCAGCUUUGCUUCGGGUCCUGUGCUCUGCUUCCCUCCCACCCCGCAGACGCAGAUCCGGACCCCCCAUCCUGUGCGGCACCUCCCGCAUCCCGGCCCCGCGUGGGAAAGGCGCCCGUGGAAAGCUGCCGCGGUGGGUCGGCUCGGGCAGCUCCCCGUGCCCCGGCAUCCUCUCGCCCUCCGCGGGCGCCGUCCCCUUUGUACGGGGGAACAAGGGCCGGUCUGUGCGGGGCGGGGGCCUCGCCCGCUCCCCCCGCCCCCGCGCUCGCGUGCGGGCCCCGCACAGAGCCCGCCUUGUUCAUCCCACCCCGGAGCGCGGCUGUGGGACAGCCUGGGCUGGGGUUAAACCUGCCUCCGGCUCCUGGCACCCGCCGGCCUUUUCUUCCUGCUCUUGCCUUGCUUUCUCUUUCCCUUUCGCUCCCUGGCUCUGGGUUUUCCCGUCGUUCCGGUGUUUGGGAAGUUGGCGGCUCAAAGCGCUCUCCAGCCGCGGGUGAGCUCCGUGCCCGGUGGGUGCCCGCGUGUCCCCCCAGCACCAUGGCGUCGCGCAUCGGGCUGCGCAUGGAGCUGAUGAAGCAGCAGGCGCAGCAGGAAGCGGAGCGGGAGCGGGUGCAGCAGCAGAUGAUGAUGAACUACAUGCAGCAGCAGAGGAUGCCCGUGGCCUCCACCCCGGCCAUCAACACCCCCGUUCACUUCCAGUCCCCGCCACCAGUGCCCGGAGAGGUCCUCAAGGUCCAGUCCUACCUGGAAAACCCCACCACGUACCACCUGCAGAAGUCACGGGACAAGAAGGUUCAGGCUUAUCUCUCUGAAACCUACGGGAACAAGUUCGCUGCCCACGUCAGCCCCGCCAGCCACUCUCCCAAGCCGCCCCCCGCCGCGUCCCCCGGCGUCCGGCCCGGCCACGUCCUGUCCUCCUCGGCGGGCAACAGCGCUCCCAACAGCCCCAUGGCCAUGCUCAACAUCGGCUCCAACCCCGAGCGGGAGUUCGAUGAGGUCAUCGAUGACAUCAUGCGCCUGGAUGACGUUCUGGGCUACAUGAACCCCGAAGUCCACAUGCCCAACACGCUGCCCAUGUCCAGCAGUCACAUGAAUGUCUAUAGUGGGGACCCCCAGGUGACAGCCUCGCUCGUCGGUGUCACCAGCAGCUCCUGCCCUGCUGACCUCACCCAGAAGAGGGAACUCACAGAUGCCGAGAGCCGAGCCCUGGCCAAGGAGCGCCAGAAGAAAGACAAUCACAACCUGAUUGAGAGACGGCGAAGGUUCAACAUCAACGACCGCAUCAAAGAGCUGGGGAUGCUGAUCCCCAAGGCCAACGACCUGGAUGUGCGCUGGAACAAAGGGACAAUCCUGAAGGCGUCUGUGGACUACAUCAAGAGGAUGCAGAAGGACUUGCAGAGGUCACGAGACCUGGAGAAUCACUCGCGGCGCCUGGAGAUGACGAACAAGCAGCUGCUGCUCCGCAUCCAGGAGCUGGAGAUGCAGGCACGUGUCCAUGGGCUGCCCACCUCCUCGCCCUCGGGCGUCAACGUGGCCGAGCUGGCUCAGCAGGUGGUCAAGCAGGAGGCCAGCGGGGACGAGGGGACGCUGGAGCCACUGCUGCCACCCCCGGACCCCGAAUCGCAGCCGCAGCCGGCGCUGCCCCCGCCGCCCCAGUCUCCCUUCCACCAGCUGGACUUUACCCACAGCCUGAGCUUCGACGACGGCUCCCAGGGCUUCCCGGACAGCCUGGAGCCUGGACACAGCGCUUCCUUCCCAUCCCUAUCCAAGAAGGAGCUGGACUUGAUGCUGAUGCAGGACACGAUGCUGCCCCUGGCCUCUGACCCCUUGUUCUCGGCCAUGUCCCCGGAGGCCUCCAAGGCCAGCAGUCGCCGGAGCAGCUUCAGCAUGGAGGACACAGACAUGCUGUGAUGAGGAGCUGCUGCGAGGACUGGCCCGUCAAGUUUGGGGUGUGAAGUCACAGGACACGCCUGGCAGGAGGAGCCCGUCCUGCCACGCACUUGAAUCUCCCCAGGAGUACCUUUCUCUAUGCAACGGGGGCUCGGGUCGUGCCCGCCGGGUGCCACCGUGUCUUUCUCAGCUUGUUUUUGCCAGGGGCCUGGACCUUCCUGGCUUGCCGUGGCAUUGGCCUGACUGCAGAUUCCACGGCCUGGGAGCGUGGUGUCGGCUGCUUUGCCUUUCAGCGAAACCCUCCCGGCCCGACCCCCUUCCCCAGGGUGCCUCUGGGAGCCCCCAGCCCCUGGGAGCAGAGGGACGAUGCUCCGAGCUUUGUGUCUGGCUUUGCUGCCUCCUCGCCCCGCUCCGGGAGCCCCCGUUCCCAAGGAGUCUGUCCAGUGUGGUGUCCGAGCCCCCGAUGCCUCACGGUGCCACAUCCCUUGCGGUUCCUCCUUCCUCCGAGCCACCUCUUGGGGUCACAGGGCUGGGGGCAGAUCAGGGGCUUCAAUUAGUUGGAGCACAUUAAUUAACGUGGCACCGGGGUGUUGUCUGAGUGAGAUGGGCCUGAGGCUACAACUUCAGGUGGGUGUUGAAGGCAUCCAGAACAGCUGGGAUGGGGUGUUGGAUGCUCCACCAACCCCCUGCUGUGACCCCACCUUGUGGGGGGACCCCAGCUCGGGGUUAGGCAGCACCCACCACCCCAGAACCUCGCUGGCCUCUGGACAAGGGCUGGACACGGUGUCAGGUGACCUCCAGCCUCCCUUGAGAUGCCCCCAGAGAGGUGCCUCUGCCCUGUGACACGGAGCCCUGGCUCUUUGCUGGAAGCAUAGAGGGGUUUCACACUGUUUUGGGGAUACCUGUUGAAGGUCCUGCCCCAUGUGGGCACAAAGGUCUGGGCUGUGACCAGGGAAUGGUUUGUACCAGUUGCCAAACUGAGCUGCUGCUCUCUCUGCCUUGGACUCGGGGGGUUGUUUCUCUUCCAAGUGUCACCAGCUCGUUCCCCAGCCGGGAUGGCUCCGUGCUGGGGAUCUGCUUUGGGCUCUGCCUCUUCUGCCUUCCCAGCCUGGGAGGUGGCUGGCAGGGAGCUGGGAAGGGCAGGGGGACACUGUUCACAGGGAAAAUACUGCAUGGAUUUAUUCAGGGAGAGGAGGGAAGGCGGGGGAGAGGAGACCCCCUUGGCAACCAUCACCCUCUGGGCCGUGGGUGCCCUCGGGGAUGGGGCUCCCUGAGUGCCCCCCAUCCUGGACCAGGGAUGGGGGAUGUGUGGGGUCAGGAAAGCCCAGCCAGGGUGGGACAAACAUGCCCCAUCGUGGCUGGGUUUGGAAUUGGAAGUGGGGGACAGCCACAGUGCCCCCCUGGAGAGGUGCCUGUGGGGUGUGAGGGUGUGGGGAAGUGCAGAAGGA
Molecule: messenger RNA, 3733 nt
Organism: Pipra filicauda (Wire-tailed manakin)
Lineage: Eukaryota; Metazoa; Chordata; Aves; Passeriformes; Pipridae
Gene: TFEB
Product: transcription factor EB
Exons: 9
Coding region: 375-2306 (643 amino acids)
Biological process (GO): regulation of transcription by RNA polymerase II; humoral immune response; positive regulation of DNA-templated transcription
Cellular component (GO): nucleus
Molecular function (GO): protein dimerization activity; DNA-binding transcription factor activity, RNA polymerase II-specific; RNA polymerase II cis-regulatory region sequence-specific DNA binding
Source: RefSeq, a predicted model, not a curated record